CCCGAAAUAGUCACUUCCUGGCUCUGAUAGAAUCACAUAAUGGUCUUCUGUUACUCUUUUUCUAUAAAAUUUGCCUUCCUUCUUAGGGGUUGUCCAUUAAUCACGUGAUCUUUUUUUAGCAUUUUUUAACCCCCCCUCCCCCAUUGGUGAUACGUAGUGAGGUUUAAGACCACCACCCCUCCCCCUUCUCAACAUCACGUGUAUUUUUAGUACCUACAACGAAUCUUAAAAUUUUCUGAAUAUUAUCUUAAUUUAAAUACAGGUGUAAACUAUAAUCUUAUUUUAUUCUGAAAUUAAGGACCAUAAUAAAAAUGUCUACACCAGGUUGCAAGUUUUUUUUUAUUGCCAUAACAAUAAUAAUAAACGAAGAGUUUAAUCAUAGGAAAAACAUGUAUUGUACUAGUACAUAAAUAUAUUUAAUGUAUAUUGUCCUCGGACCACGGAUUAGCAAGACAUUCUUCAACACUAACAACUGGAUAAGCAUCUUGCAGGUCAGUUGUUGGCACUUUGCUUUGUUGAAAAUCAACAUCGGUUUCAUCAUUUUCGCGCACAACGCUGAGAAUUUUUUCGAUCUGCCGAUUGAUCGUCGCGUGAGGAUGCGUGAAGGACGAACAUUGUGCAUCUCUACACUAUUACUGCUCGGAUUAGGUUGCUUGUGACAUGAAUUUACAUGUUCCUUAACUUUCUUCUUUGUACAGAAGUACAAUCCACACCACUGCCACGUCCGAUCCAAAAGUUGCCGACGAUACUUUUUCUCGUAGUUCUUUGAUCAAGUAAAAAAGAUACUUCUUUCUUGGGAACACGCCUGUCUUUUGAGCAAGUACACUCUAAGAUAGGUCUUUCCUGUGAAGGGCUACUUGUGGUACGGGAAGGGGUCCACCCUCGUUAGGCAUUUGCUGAAACCCCGUAUCAAUACAUGUAGCCUGGAGGAGCGGGGGUGAGGCGUCAUGGAGCCGUUACAGACCCAUGCUGCCACCUGCGAAGCUGUGGAUAGCGCCACAGCCGGUGCCCCUCCUUCUCCGGGGGUAUCCGCAAUUAUGAUAGGAGAAUGUGAAGCUGUGGAUAGCGCCACAGCCGGUGCCCCUCACUCUCCGGGGGUAUCCGCAAUUAUGAUAGGAGAAUGUGAAGCUGUGGAUAGCGCCACAGCCGGGGCCCCUCACUCUCCGGGGGUAUCCGCAAUUAUGUUAGGAGAAUGUGAAGCUGUGGAUAGCGCCACAGCCGGGGCCCCUCACUCUCCGGGGGUAUCCGCAAUUAUGAUAGGAGAAUGUGAAGCUGUGGAUAGCGCCACAGCCGGGGCCCCUCACUCUCCGGGGGUAUCCGCAAUUAUGUUAGGAGAAUGUGAAGCUGUGGAUAGCGCCACAGCCGGGGCCCCUCACUCUCCGGGGGUAUCCGCAAUUAUGUUAGGAGAAUGUGAAGCUGUGGAUAGCGCCACAGCCGGGGCCCCUCACUCUCCGGGGGUAUCCGCAAUUAUGAUAGGAGAAUGUGAAGCUGUGGAUAGCGCCACAGCCGGGGCCCCUCACUCUCCGGGGGUAUCCGCAAUUAUGUUAGGAGAAUGUGAAGCUGUGGAUAGCGCCACAGCCGGGGCCCCUCACUCUCCGGGGGUAUCCGCAAUUAUGAUAGGAGAAUGUGAAGCUGUGGAUAGCGCCACAGCCGGGGCCCCUCACUCUCCGGGGGUAUCCGCAAUUAUGUUAGGAGAAUGUGAAGCUGUGGAUAGCGCCACAGCCGGGGCCCCUCACUCUCCGGGGGUAUCCGCAAUUAUGUUAGGAGAAUGUGAAGCUGUGGAUAGCGCCACAGCCGAUGCCCCUCCCUCUCCGGGGGUAUCCGCAAUUAUGUUAGGAGAAUGUGAAGCUGUGGAUAGCGCCACAGCCGGUGCCCCUCCCUCUCCGGGGGUAUCCGCAAUUAUGUUAGGAGAAUGUGAAGCUGUGGAUAGCGCCACAGCCGAUGCCCCUCUCUCUCCGGGGGUAUCCGCAAUUAUGAUAGUAAAAUGUGAAUCUAUGGAUAGCGCCACAGCCGAUGCCGCUCCCUCUCCGGGGGUAUCCGCAAAUAAGUUAGAAGAGGAACCAAGUUCUAGUAUGUCGUCUUCUCCACGAGUAUCCCCCGUAUUUGUGUUAAGAGAAAACAUGACCAGACUAGACCUGUAUAAUGCUUUGAUUGCACGAAGCAAAUUAAUUAGAGGUGGAAGGCCGCAAAAUUUAAACAAUGAUACCCGACUUGAAAUAUUAACCUCAUUACUGGGCGAUGAAUACGCAACAGCAUUACAAUCGCACAAACUACAGGUACAACAACUAUUAAGUUUAUUUAUUUAUAAAUGCGAAACAAAAUAUAAGGCUACAAACAGACAUAUAAAAAUAUUUUUAAGAAAACAUAAUAACUGGCUUAGUAAAAAAUUCCUAGAUGACCUGAAACCCAUAUUUACAGAAGAAGAGUAUGAAAGAAAAAUUAAACAGGAAAGACUAGAAGAAGAGCCUGCGGCAGACAGUUCACGCUACGAUGGAGUUUCACAUUUUCCGUCAGUGAAGGAAGAAGGUCGUUGUAUGUACUGCAAUAAAAAAACUACGGUUUACUGCCUGAAAUGUGAUACACGACUUUGUUUUGUGCCGGGCAAAAAUCCUCGCAACUGUUUUUUGAGCUUUCAUGUUAAAUAAUACAGGCCCUUGCAGUUUUUUUGUUUUUUUUUUUGUAAAAAAUAAAGGUUUUUUUACUAUUUUAUUUAUUUAUUUAAAAAGCUUUAUGCUAUGCACAUGUACAUGGGUGGACAUAAUGCCGUUGGCAUUUUCUACCUGUCUGACCCUUGGGUGGUGCAGAGAACAUACCAGGCGGGUGCAUGGAACAUGAUAGAUAUCUAAAAUGGGAAAAAAUAAGAUGUAUUUCGGACAUAUACAUAAUAAUACAUACCAGUAC
Messenger RNA from Spodoptera frugiperda (fall armyworm), 2901 nucleotides. Its product is annotated as sialidase-like. The record is from RefSeq and is a predicted model, not a curated record. Lineage: Eukaryota; Metazoa; Arthropoda; Insecta; Lepidoptera; Noctuidae. Bases 948 to 2645 code for a protein of 565 amino acids. The transcript is spliced from 2 exons.